Raphanus sativus (radish) is the source of this 1243-nucleotide messenger RNA. RefSeq names its product general transcription and DNA repair factor IIH subunit TFB4. The record is from RefSeq and is a predicted model, not a curated record. The transcript is spliced from 11 exons. NCBI's taxonomy places the organism in Eukaryota, Viridiplantae, Streptophyta, Magnoliopsida, Brassicales, Brassicaceae. Gene Ontology annotation, cellular component: transcription factor TFIIH core complex; transcription factor TFIIH holo complex. Gene Ontology annotation, biological process: regulation of DNA-templated transcription; nucleotide-excision repair. The coding region runs from base 136 to 1047 and encodes 303 amino acids.
AGCAGUCGAAACUCCAAUUCUAAUGUCCCUCGAAUCAUCGGAAGCUCGAGACGACGGUUUACCGGCACUUAUUUAGCAAAUCGGAUCUUCUCCCCGGCGUGAAGUUUUCUCGUGACUUGCAUUCUGUUGGAAGCUAUGGCGUCCGUUGCUUCAAAGCUGUAUUCAGAUGAUGUAAGUCUCCUAGUGUUGUUGCUUGAUACGAAUCCCUUCUUCUGGGACACCACAUCCACUACCUUCUCUCAGUUCCUCUCUCAUGUGCUUGCUUUUCUGAACGCGGUUUUGGGGUUGAAUCAGUUGAACCAAGUUGUGGUGAUAGCUACUGGUUACAGUUCAUGCGAUUACAUUUACGAUUCGUCUUUGACAUCGAAUGUGGGAUCUGAGAGCAGGGGAAGUGGAAUGCCUGCUCUUUUUGGGUCCUUGCUGGAGAAAUUGGAGGACUUUAUUGGGAGAGAUGAGGAGCUCGCCAAGGAGGAUGAGCAUGUGGAUAAGAUAGCUCCUUCUCUCUUGUCAGGAUCACUCUCCAUGGCUCUCUGCUAUAUACAGAGGGUUUUCCGUUCUGGACAUCUUCAUCCCCAGCCUCGGAUUCUAUGCUUGCAAGGUUCCCCAGAUGGCCCGGAACAAUAUGUAGCUGUGAUGAACUCUAUUUUCUCUGCUCAACGCCUAAUGGUUCCCAUUGAUUCCUGUUACAUAGGUACACAGAACUCAGCAUUUUUGCAGCAGGCAUCUUACAUAACCGGCGGAGUACAUCAUGCACCUAAACAAUUGGAUGGGCUGUUUCAGUUUCUAACGACGAUCUUUGCAACUGAUUUGCAUACCCGCCGUUUUGUACAACUUCCUAAACCUGUAGGCGUUGAUUUUCGAGCAUCGUGUUUUUGCCACAAGAAGACUAUAGAUAUGGGGUACGUAUGUUCAGUGUGUCUGUCGAUUUUCUGUGAGCAUCACAAGAAAUGUUCAACGUGCGGGUCUGUUUUUGGUCAGUCUAAACUUGAUGGUGCUAAUGCUUCAUCAUCUGUCAAUGAUAGGAAGAGAAAAGCUCCUGAUUCCUAAAUUCAUCUUUUAUGCUGCAAACUUUGCUAAAUAUUCAUGCAUUGUCUUUCUUUGCUUUGAUUUACAAGAAGUUAUGAAGUAAUACCAAAUUGAAACAACUAAAAUACAAUUUUGAUCGAACGCUUAUUUGCCAAGUUAUUUGAGCAGUCCUUUGUAACAAGCUUUGACAUCUUCUCAUAAGACUUACUUUUUAGUU